This is a messenger RNA of Ziziphus jujuba (common jujube), 1308 nucleotides long. RefSeq names its product protein SEH1. The record is from RefSeq and is a predicted model, not a curated record. NCBI's taxonomy places the organism in Eukaryota, Viridiplantae, Streptophyta, Magnoliopsida, Rosales, Rhamnaceae. Gene Ontology annotation, cellular component: nuclear pore outer ring; Seh1-associated complex. The transcript is spliced from 8 exons. Gene Ontology annotation, molecular function: protein binding; structural molecule activity. Gene Ontology annotation, biological process: positive regulation of TORC1 signaling; cellular response to amino acid starvation. Bases 120 to 1100 code for a protein of 326 amino acids.
UGUCAUCGAGUGUGCCCGUCGUACGAAGUCAAAACCUUAAACCCUAGAGAAGAGGCUUUAAGCUAAGCUCGUGCCUCCUCCUCCGGCGACGAGUCGAGUUUUUGGUGCAAUCCACAGACAUGGACAGGUCUUUGGUGGCGCUGGAUAAAGGCACAACCUGCUCCUCCUGGAACUACUCCGGCCAGAGAUUAGCCACCGGUUCCGUCGACGGUACUCUCUCCGUUUUCGAUUCGCUGGACCCUGCAUCUUCCUCCUCCUUCACCCGCACUCACAAAUCUAGGGUACAUGAAAGUAGCAUCAUUAAGGUGGUUUGGGUUCCUCCAGAGUAUGGUGAUGCUGUGGCAUGUGUUUGUGAGGAUGGAACUUUGUCAUUGUGGGAGGAGCUUGUAGAAGAUGCAAAACCCCUUACAUGGAAGCUGUGCAAAAUCUUUAGAAGCAAUUCUGUUCAAGUUCUAGAUAUCGAAUUUGGAUUGACUUUAUCUGGCUUAAAAAUGGUUGCUGCUUAUUCGGAUGGCCAUGUCAAAGUCUACGAGGUCCUAGAUCCCUUGGAACUAAAGAAUUGGCAACUUCAGGCUGAGUUUCAGAAUGUUAGUGACUCGGUAUCCACAUUAGGGAAAGCAAUGUGUUCAUCUGCAUCUAUAUCUUGGAACCCACUAAGAGGUGAAGGCCAUGAAUCAAGUUUUGUUUUGGGUUUCAAUUCGAAUCUGGCACAACUUAAUUCAUCCAAGGUAUGGGAAUUUGAUCAGGCUCAUCAAAGGUGGCUUCCAGUUGCAGAAUUGGCUUUGCCUGAUGACAAGGGUGAUGCAGUCUAUGCUGUUGCAUGGGCACCAAAUAUUGGAAGGCCCUAUGAGAUAAUAGCUGUUGCUACCUACAAAGGAAUUACAAUAUGGCAUCUUGGUUUGAAACCUGAUCCUGAUGGAAGGCUCUCCACAGAGAAAGUUGCAUUGCUUUCUGGUCAUGAAGGCGAGGUAUGGCAGAUGGAAUGGGACAUGAGUGGAAUGACAUUGGCAACCACCGGAAAGGAUGGAGUGGUGAGGUUGUGGCAGUCUAACUUGAAUGGUGCUUGGCAUGAACAGGCUGCAUUUGAAGCUACCACUUAACCCCUUGCACUAAGGUAACAGAAUUUCAAUUGGGCCUAUUUUAGCCCACUUGUUUGUAGAAAUACCAGUUUUGAAGCACUGGAGGGGCAAGUUGAACUCUCAAAUUGAACACUUAUAUGUUGAAGUAGUUCAUAGUUGUAUAUUCAUAUUGGAAUCUUUUUGGUGGAUUCUCAAUGUUUUAUGAUUCUUUUCAUGCUUUGUUACAUAA